Dictyostelium purpureum is the source of this 1878-nucleotide messenger RNA. RefSeq lists its product as uncharacterized. Bases 1 to 1878 code for a protein of 625 amino acids. Lineage: Eukaryota; Evosea; Eumycetozoa; Dictyosteliales; Dictyosteliaceae. The record is from RefSeq and is a predicted model, not a curated record. The transcript has a single exon.
AUGAAUUUAAUAAUAAAAUUAAAAUAUUUUAUAUGUAUAAUUACUCUUGUGUUAAAUAUUGUAUAUGGUGUAUAUGUAGAUUGCACUUUUAAAAAUGAUAAAUAUGGUUUAACAUAUGAUCUAUCCCCACUCAGAAUGGAUAUAGGAUAUUAUAAGGUUUUAGUAAGUCCUUUAUUUAUAGAUGCAAAAACAGAUAUAUAUUAUAACUUUUGUUUAUUAAAUGGCAUAUCAGCAUGUAGCAACCCAGAUUCAAAUGCAUGUCAAAUUUUAGAUUCAUCAACACAACGACAGGUGGGGAGUAUAGGUUUAGAAACUAAAGAGGAUACGGACGUGGGCAUUGACUUGAUUUAUAAUUCAGAGACAUUCCAACCAGAAGGUUUAAACAAUUGUUCUUUAAAUGGGAAUAAGAGAAGUUUAAGGAUUAGUUUACGUUGUGGAGAAGUCGAUUAUAUGGCAUCAGAUGCCGAAGAAAAAACUACUUGUGUAUAUAAUUUUAUAGCUUUAACACGAUAUGUAUGUAAUGAUUGUAUAGAAAAAAAUUAUUGUUCAAACCAUGGUACAUGUAAUCCUAAUAACGGUCAAUGUGAAUGUGAUUCUCAAACCAAAGGAGCAAAUUGUACAGAGUCUAAUAUAUGGGUUAGUUCAAGUAAAGAAACACUAAUCAGUGGUGGAAAGACAUCGAUAUAUGGUUCAUUUGGUAAUACAACAGCAUCUUUAAAGGUUUAUAUCGGUGAUUUAGAAUGCUCAAAUCCAAUAACAUCCAACUCUUCAAAAGAAAUAACAUGUCAGGCCCCUCCUUCAUCAACAAUAGGUUUUAAAAAUAUUACCAUUUACGAUGGCGAUGUUUACUUUUCAGGUAAAGAUUUAUUCAAAUAUUAUGAUAACCAGGUUAAAAAGUGCCCAGAUAAUUGCUUUAAUGAACAGGGCCAGGGUGAAUGUGUUAAUGGUCUAUGUGUUUGCAAUACUGGUUUCACAGGAUUCAACUGCGAGUUAAAAACAAAUAACAACAAUAAUAAUAAUAAUAAUAAUAACAAUAUAAACUCAACAACAGGUGGUGUGGCCAUUAACAGUCAAUAUUUAAUCAAUAUUUAUUCACUAGUCGAAUUAAAUGUAACAGGUGCCAUCCAGAACGAGUAUAUUUUAAAUAAUAAUUGGAAGCAAAAAAUAAAUUCUAGUAACGAAAGUGUAGAUUUAGCAGUUUUUUAUCAGCCCUUUAAUAAUAGUAAUAGUAUUAAAUCAACAAUAGAAUACCAGAUUGAAAUUAUCAAAUCUAAAAAGGAAUAUUCAUUCGCAGGAUUAUCUUUUACUUUGGAUGCAGGUUCGAUUAAAACUUCAGUUUCAAUUUAUAAUUACCCAUACCAAAACAAUUUAAAUACAUUACAGUUAAGAGUCUUAUCAGGUGUCGACGAGAGAGGUGGCCAAACAGAUUCCUGUAAUAAAGCAGAUACCAAUAUAGACACUUUUAUAGACAACAACCAAGAUUAUAAUUAUUUAAAAAUAACUAAAGAUAAUAAAGUAUUUUCAGGCAGCUUUUUAACAAAGUUAAUUUCAGAUAAUAGAAUUUCAUUUAUGACAACUUCAAUUUUAAAGCAAGAUAACUCAUCAGUUUUGUUAGGUUUAAAUUUACCACACUGUACAGAACAAUGUAUAAUAGAUCCAAACUUUUCUUUAUUAGUGUCACCAGAUUACAUAGAUUCGUGUGGUUCCGACAGAAAGAAAUGGUUUUUGCCAGUAGUGAUUGCUGUCCCUGUUCUCGGUGCUGCUUUAAUAGUAAUUGUUUUCUUUGUAAUAUACAAGAAAAAUCUUUUAAAAAUUAAAUUAUUAAGAGCAAAAUUAUCAGAAUUAAAAAGAUCAAAAAAUAAUGUACCAUUAGAAUAA